AUGAAUAGCAUAGCAACGUUUGAUACAAAUUGGGGCGUCCUCAUUCACCUCAGUACCACUCGUCCGCCAAAAGUCAAAAAAUGCUGUACUGAUAGUAAAGUAAAUGAAGCAAUGGGCACAUAUCUGCUAUCACCGGCACGAGAAUGGAACUUAAUCGAGAAUGUGCCCUUCCUUUCGGCGGUACAUCCUUCUUUAUGGACGGAUUUGGAUCGAAUUCAUGAUGUGAGCUUCCGUUAA
Messenger RNA from Gongylonema pulchrum, 237 nucleotides. The record is from the annotation of a GenBank genome assembly. Lineage: Eukaryota; Metazoa; Nematoda; Chromadorea; Rhabditida; Gongylonematidae.